Messenger RNA from Closterium sp. Naga37s-1, 2923 nucleotides. The record is from the annotation of a GenBank genome assembly. Lineage: Eukaryota; Viridiplantae; Streptophyta; Zygnematophyceae; Desmidiales; Closteriaceae.
GUUAUACGCACGGCGCCAUGGAUACCGGUUGGUGGCUGAGAAUGGUUCGAAAUACACUCAGGACAGACACCCAUCGUGGUUCAAGGUGUCGUUCCUGCAGUCACAGCUGGCGUGUUGCUGCGAGUGGGCCUUCUUCCUCGACUCAGACGCCUACAUGCGCAUGGACCACCACCGCCUCUCCAUCCCCACCUGGAUCCAAUCCAUCAAGCAACCUAACUACUUCGACUGGCUGCUGAGGGACAAUCUCACCAACUCGCUGGAGGGGCAGGUGUGGCUCCCACAGGACCCUGCGCUGCUGCUACAGCCCGCCACCGCGCUACAGCCGGAAGGGCCCGUGGCUCUGAUACCACGGAACGGCGACUCAAAGGAGGGGUUCUUUGGGGAGGCAGAGGCGCUGUUCCGGAAGGACACGGACUACAUCAAUGCGGGCGUCAUGCUGUGGCGCCGGUCGCCCGCCACCUUCAAGGUGGGUACGGGAGGGGAGAGAGUGCCUUGGGGCGCCGUUUGGAGGAGCCAUUCAGGCAGCUUCAAGCUCGCAUCAGCAGCAGGUCACUUUUUCCAGUGCGUUGCAGAAUCAGGUGUCCUUCUAAGCCUUCACACCAGCUGUGUCGGCGAUUCAAAUCUUUGCGUGCUCUUUGCCUGCUCUUUGCCUGCUCUUUGCCUGCUCUUUGCCUGCUCUUUGCCUGCUCUUUGCCUGCUCUUUGCCUGCUCUUUGCCUGCUCUUUGCCUGCUCUUUGCCUGCUCUUUGCCUGCUCUUUGCCUGCUCUUUGCCUGCUCUUUGCGUGCUCUUUGCGUGCUCUUUGCCUGCUCUUUGCCUGCUCUUUGCCUGCUCUUUGCCUGCUCUUUGCCUGCUCUUUGCCUGCUCUUUGCCUGCUCUUUGCCUGCUCUUUGCCUGCUCUUUGCCUGCUCUUUGCCUGCUCUUUGCCUGCUCUUUGCCUGCUCUUUGCCUGCUCUUUGCCUGCUCUUUGCCUGCUCUUUGCCUGCUCUUUGCCUGCUCUUUGCCUGCUCUUUGCCUGCUCUUUGCCUGCUCUUUGCCUGCUCUUUGCCUGCUCUUUGCCUGCUCUUUGCCUGCUCUUUGCCUGCUCUUUGCCUGCUCUUUGCGUGCUCUUUGCCUGCUCUUUGCCUGCUCUUUGCCUGCUCUUUGCGUGCUCUUUGCCUGCUCUUUGCCUGCUCUUUGCCUGCUCUUUGCCUGCUCUUUGCCUGCUCUUUGCGUGCUCUUUGCCUGCUCUUUGCCUGCUCUUUGCCUGCUCUUUGCCUGCUCUUUGCCUGCUCUUUGCCUGCUCUUUGCGUGCUCUUUGCCUGCUCUUUGCCUGCUCUUUGCCUGCUCUUUGCCUGCUCUUUGCCUGCUCUUUGCCUGCUCUUUGCCUGCUCUUUGCCUGCUCUUUGCCUGCUCUUUGCCUGCUCUUUGCCUGCUCUUUGCGUGCUCUUUGCCUGCUCUUUGCCUGCUCUUUGCCUGCUCUUUGCGUGCUCUUUGCCUGCUCUUUGCCUGCUCUUUGCCUGCUCUUUGCCUGCUCUUUGCCUGCUCUUUGCGUGCUCUUUGCCUGCUCUUUGCCUGCUCUUUGCCUGCUCUUUGCCUGCUCUUUGCCUGCUCUUUGCCUGCUCUUUGCCUGCUCUUUGCCUGCUCUUUGCCUGCUCUUUGCCUGCUCUUUGCCUGCUCUUUGCCUGCUCUUUGCCUGCUCUUUGCCUGCUCUUUGCCUGCUCUUUGCCUGCUCUUUGCCUGCUCUUUGCCUGCUCUUUGCCUGCUCUUUGCCUGCUCUUUGCCUGCUCUUUUCCUGCUCUUUGCCUGCUCUUUGCCUGCUCUUUGCAUGCUCUUUGCCUGCUCUUUGCCUGCUCUUUGCCUGCUCUUUGCGUGCUCUUUGCCUGCUCUUUGCCUGCUCUUUGCCUGCUCUUUGCCUGCUCUUUGCCUGCUCUUUGCGUGCUCUUUGCCUGCUCUUUGCGUGCUCUUUGCCUGCUCUUUGCCUGCUCUUUGCCUGCUCUUUGCCUGCUCUUUGCCUGCUUUUUGCCUGCUCUUUGCCUGCUCUUUGCCUGCUCUUUGCCUGCUCUUUGCCUGCUCUUUGCCUGCUCUUUGCCUGCUCUUUGCCUGCUCUUUGCCUGCUCUUUGCCUGCUCUUUGCGUGCUCUUUGCCUGCUCUUUGCCUGCUCUUUGCCUGCUCUUUGCCUGCUCUUUGCCUGCUCUUUGCCUGCUCUUUGCCUGCUCUUUGCCUGCUCUUUGCCUGCUCUUUGCCUGCUCUUUGCCUGCUCUUUGCCUGCUCUUUGCCUGCUCUUUGCCUGCUCUUUGCCUGCUCUUUGCCUGCUCUUUGCCUGCUCUUUGCCUGCUCUUUGCCUGCUCUUUGCCUGCUCUUUGCCUGCUCUUUGCCUGCUCUUUGCCUGCUCUUUGCCUGCUCUUUGCGUGCUCUUUGCGUGCUCUUUGCCUGCUCUUUGCGUGCUCUUUGCGUGCUCUUUGCCUGCUCUUUGCCUGCUCUUUGCGUGCUCUUUGCGUGCUCUUUGCCUGCUCUUUGCCUGCUCUUUGCCUGCUCUUUGCCUGCUCUUUGCCUGCUCUUUGCCUGCUCUUUGCCUGCUCUUUGCCUGCUCUUUGCCUGCUCUUUGCCUGCUCUUUGCCUGCUCUUUGCCUGCUCUUUGCCUGCUCUUUUCCUGCUCUUUGCCUGCUCUUUGCCCUGCCCUUUUGUCUCUCUCUCUCUCACAUAGACAAUCGUUCCACUGCUCUUGCUCCCUUCCCUCCCUGUGCCCUCCCAGUUCCUCCGGCAGUGGUACAGCGAGUACAGCGGCGACUACCACCUGUUCGGGCACGUGUGGGAGCAGGACCGCCUCAACAAGGUGGCGCGCUGGCCGCAGUGGCGGGUGAGGGUGAUCGUGGUGCCGCACCAGGAGCUCACAGGGCCGCGGGGGGCCAUGGUGCGGCACAUGUGGGGGGGAAUUGCAAGUGA